GCUCUUUUUUUUUCACCCAUUCUGGCAGAAUUGGGGAUUGAGAACAAGCGCACACGACAGACCUACACUCGCUACCAGACAUUGGAACUGGAGAAGGAGUUUCAUUUCAACAAACUCAAGGUGCCUCCACGUAGAGUUGUUGUUUUGAUGCCUUGCAAAUGUGAUAUUUGUAGGUAUCUGACAAGAAGACGGCGCAUCGAAAUCGCUCAUUCCCUCUCGUUGACGGAGCGCCAAAUAAAAAUUUGGUUCCAGAACCGCCGGAUGAAAUGGAAGAAAGAGCACAAUAUAGCAAAAUUGAAUGGACCCGGAACUCUGGAGCAAUUGGAAAUGAUGGAGCAGGCGGCAAAUGCAUCAGCGGGUUCCGUGGACCGACCGCAGCCUCUGUUUCUCGGCUCACCAUCGCAUAAACCGCGUGGACAACACGGUUCGCAUCAUUUCGAUUCAGAUUCUAGAUCAGUAGAGACUCCCAGCGAUUCUGGAGCGCCUUCACAGCACAUCUCUGACGUUCCUGUCUACCAGCGUCCUGAUGUGCCUAUAAAUUGUCAUUCUCUAGUGAAUUCCUCCAAUGAUGGUGAAGAAUUUGAUGAAUCUUGCGGCGAGGUAUAUGACAUGCGCCAAGUAAAGAAGUUCAAACAUCCUUCAGGUUCUCCACUCGAUUUGCAUCCACAAGACUAUCCUCAACCAAAGCUCUCACAUCCCAAUCCCUACCAAAGUGGAAAUCCUCCCGACAACUACAGUCAAAAUCCGAUUCAACGACAACACGAAACGGCAAAACCGAUGUGA
Molecule: messenger RNA, 783 nt
Organism: Hydatigera taeniaeformis
Lineage: Eukaryota; Metazoa; Platyhelminthes; Cestoda; Cyclophyllidea; Taeniidae
Source: the annotation of a GenBank genome assembly